AUGGCCGAGCCCGUUGCCAAGCACGCCAAGCCGACGCUCGGCCCGGUCACCGCGCAAGUCCUCUUAAGCCCAGCACUCCUGGGCGAAGUCUUCCGCUACGCACCCGGUCUGCGCCUCGCCGACUGGGAAGACGGCGACCGCGCGGUCCAGCGAGGGUACCUUCUCGUCGUCCAGUACGCGCCUCGCCUGGCGUUCCGCGAUACGAAUGCGCUGGAUAUCGCCGCUGCGAAUGGCCACCUUGCGCUCGUUCAGUGGCUCCACGCCAGUCCACUCCAUACGCUCACGGGGUCGCCGGCCGCGAUCGACGGCGCCGCCCUCGGUGGCCACAUGGACGCCAUCGUGUGGCUACAUGCGCACCGCGUCGACGGUUGUAGCGCCGACGCCUUCUCGAACGCUGCCACGAGUGGCCGCCUCGACAUAUUGAACUUUCUUCGCGCGCAGUACCCCGACAUGCUGCUUCCCGCCGUGACGUACCACGAGGCCGCCGAGCAGGGCUACGUGUCGAUUCUGGAGAGCCUUCCGACGACGUUCGCCGCCGACGCCGACGUGCCGCGCUGCCUCAUGGACGCGGCGGCCAAGGGCGGCAACUUGAGUGUGGCUAAAUGGCUGCAUGCGCAUGGGCUCGGCGAGUGCAGCCAUGCGAUGGACUAUGCGGCUGAAGGUGGCCACCUCGAGAUGCUUCAGUGGCUGCAUACCCAUGGGUACGAGAGCUGCUCGACGGACGCGAUGAACUGGGCCGCCAACUGCGGGCAUUUGCACGUUCUCCAGUGGCUCCAUGCGAAUCGGACCGAAGGCUGCACGGAAGACGCGGUCGACUUUGCGGCCGAGAACGGCUUUCUACCCAUUGUGCAAUGGCUGUUGCGGCACCGCGACGAAGGCGCAACGACUGCGGCCAUGGACCUCGCCGCCAAAAACGGACAUUUGGACGUGGUCGAGUGGCUGCACACGCACCACGACGCGGGCGCCACGACCGCGGCCAUGGACGGCGCGGCCAAGCGCGGCAACCUCCCAAUGCUCGAGUGGCUCCAUACGCACCGCAUUGAAGGCGUCUCGACCAAUGCGAUCGAGUUUGCGGCCGAGAAAGGCCAUGUUCAUGUCCUCGACUGGCUGCACACGCACACGAAUGCCGGGUGUACGCCCGACGCCAUGGACACGGCGGCGACCAACAACCAGCUUGAGGCGCUGGUCUGGCUGCACACGCACCGCACCGAAGGAUGCACGAUUGAUGCGAUGGCGUAUGCGGCCGAACAAGGCCACUUGCGCAUCGUGCAGUGGCUUCACGAGCACCGAAGUGAGGGCUGCACGACGGACGCAAUGGACUGGGCAGCGCGUCACAACCAUAUCGACGUCGUGAACUGGCUCCACACGCACCGGUCCGAAGGCUGCUCGCCGGACGUUGUCGAUGUGAUCAUUCGCGCCGGCCACCUCCGCCUCCUCCAGUGGUGGUACGAGCAUCGGCCCGAGCGAUGCACGACGAACGCCCUCGCGCUCGCCUGCGAGUACGGCCAUGUGCCUCUCGUGGCUUGGCUCACAGACCAAGGGGAGCGAACCACCAAGAAGGCGAUGAACCGUGCGGCCGAAGCCGGGAACCUGCAUGUGCUGCGGUGGCUCCACGAGCAUCGAAGCGAAGGCUGUAGCAUCGAGGCGGUCGAGGCCGCGCUCCUCGAAGAACACCCGCACGUCUUCAAAUGGCUUUGCGAGCAUCGGCAUGAGCUGCCAUUGCGCAAGUGUGUACGCCUCGCCAAGCAGCACGGUCCGUUGCACCUCGUGCGCUGGGUACAGGCGCUCGUGCAACGCCGGGCAGCCGACGAGAAGCCCAAGCCCUAAGGCAAGAAACGAUCGAUCGACUCUAUACGAGAAGGACUUGAAAGUGCUUGGUCGGCGAUCGCAGAUAGAUAUUGUGUUGUCGACGUUGGACAGCACAAACUGAAACUCAAACCUCCACCC
Molecule: messenger RNA, 1947 nt
Organism: Saprolegnia parasitica CBS 223.65
Lineage: Eukaryota; Oomycota; Saprolegniomycetes; Saprolegniales; Saprolegniaceae
Exons: 2
Coding region: 1-1827 (608 amino acids)
Molecular function (GO): protein binding
Source: RefSeq, a predicted model, not a curated record